GCAACUGGUGUCUCUCUGUCUGUGUAGCAUUUCACAUUGUGACAGAGAUUGUGCAUGAGAGAGAAGAAUGGAAAAAUCUAGGAAGAAAUUUAUUGAUGUGAUAGAUAAGGCAAUAGUUGCUGGUAAUGCAAUGGACCGUGAUGAACUACUUUUUUCUUACAAGGGAAUUCUCUACCCUGUUGCUUUUUGCAGUCUUGAAGUGUUCAGAGCCAUGGAGUCCUUUGAAGCCAGAAGUGAUGAUGUCAUUUUGGCAGGAUAUCCUAAAUCUGGUACAAACUGGGUAGGUCAGAUUUUAAGUGAUCUGGUGGCCACAUUUGAAAAAAAGAGACUUGAUGAAGAAAAAAGUGUUAAUGAUGAAGAGCUAGAAGAAUUUCCGUAUCUUGAAAUUGGAGAUACUGAGAAAUAUGAGCGAAUGAAGAAGUUACCUUCUCGAAGGGUUAUAUUGACUCAUCUUGCUCCUGGCAACCUUCCAAAGUCUAUCUUCAAAAAUAAAGCCAAGAUAUUGCUACUGAUUCGCAAUCCGAAAGACGUAGCUACAUCGUUUUUCCAUUUUUCCAAUGCCUUGUCAGCUCUACCUUCCUAUGAGACCUGGGACGAUUUCUUCGUAGCUUUCAUGGCAGAGAAAAUGCCCUGGGGAUCCUACUUCAAUUACCUUUCUGAAUGGAACAAAUAUGCUGCUGAUGAAAAUGUUAUGACAAUAACAUAUGAAGAACUAAAAGAGAAUCGAGCCCUGGGAGUGAAAAACAUUGCCUCUUUCCUUGGGAUUUCCCUGACUGGGGAAGAGCUUCGGAGUGUGGUAGAGAGAAGCAGUUUCCAGUCCAUGAAGGAGAACUCUCUGAAGACCCACGGGGCUCUGGGCAGCAUGCUCUUUCGCAAAGGUGGUGUAAGUGACUGGAAGAAUCUUUUCAAUGAAGAGCAGAAUGAGAAAAUGGACAAAGUAUUUGCAGAACGUAUAGCACGAAUGAAACUAGGAGCAAAAUUAAAGUAUGAAGUGUACUGCAAAGCCUGAAGAGUAAUGAAAUGUGGUUAGACCAAUAGCUUUUCACUGUGCUCUUUGAUCAUCUGAAUGAUAUACAAUAAAAAGCUAAAUGAAACAAUCAAAGCAUCUCAGAAUCAUUGUAAAAGUCACCUUGCAGGAACUUUUACAAUGACAACAAUGAAUAGCUGGCUUUUUAAAAUAAAUGUGAGAUCUUGCUUUGGCUACAUUCAUUUGCUGAGUAUGAUGGUAACUAACUAUAUUCAGAUCAACUUGACAGGCUUGUUUCAGUAGCUGCCACAUGGAAGGAAAUGGACUUUUUCGCUUUCCAGGCAAACUCAGUCAUUCUAGAUAAUUUACAUAGGGUUAUUUAGCAUGUGGAGAUCUCUUUUUUUUUUUUUUUUUCUUCUUUCUUUUUUUUUUUUCUUUUCUUCCAAAAAUGCUCAGAUCAGGUGACAAUCUUGCAAUCUUGCAAGAUCUCCACAAUUAAGAUCACUAUCUAAAUACAUGUCUGACAUAGCCUUAAUUAACGAUGAAGAAGAAUAUCUUCCCUGUGACUUCAGCACAAACUGGAUAAAAACUAGAGGGAAGAUAAUGAAAGGGAAUGGCAAUCAUCAUUUUUAAGGACUUUAAUCUGAGUCUAGAGUUUCAAGCUGAAAUUCAGAUUACAGAUUGGUAUUAACAGCCAAGAUGCAAUGAGAAGCAUUUUUAUGUAUAAUAAUUCUCUUUGUGGAACAGAACAAAAAUCUCAAAUUAAUUUUCAUUCUUAUAUCAUAUACAUUUUCUCUUGGUUCACUGGAAACAAUGUUUCUACCUGCAUAAAAGUUGGUAAAAAGAAAAUCACGGGGUCGAUGUUUUUUUCUUGUGUUUGAAGAUACUCCUUAAUCUAUAGACCUUUGUGCUUCUUCUAAGAACUGCUGUUGUUUUCCCUGCUACAGACAACAAUAAAGCAAAAGAGGUAGAGAAUAUA
Tympanuchus pallidicinctus (lesser prairie-chicken) is the source of this 1946-nucleotide messenger RNA. RefSeq names its product sulfotransferase 6B1-like. Gene Ontology annotation, molecular function: sulfotransferase activity. Gene Ontology annotation, biological process: sulfation. NCBI's taxonomy places the organism in Eukaryota, Metazoa, Chordata, Aves, Galliformes, Phasianidae. Gene Ontology annotation, cellular component: cytoplasm. The coding region runs from base 68 to 1009 and encodes 313 amino acids. The transcript is spliced from 7 exons. The record is from RefSeq and is a predicted model, not a curated record.